This is a messenger RNA of Xenopus laevis (African clawed frog), 1565 nucleotides long. It is a transcript of the gene asgr2.L, whose product is annotated as asialoglycoprotein receptor 2 L homeolog. NCBI's taxonomy places the organism in Eukaryota, Metazoa, Chordata, Amphibia, Anura, Pipidae. The transcript has 10 exons. The record is from RefSeq and is a predicted model, not a curated record. Gene Ontology annotation, molecular function: carbohydrate binding. The coding region runs from base 209 to 1039 and encodes 276 amino acids.
AGGCUGCUGAGUGUUACGCAAGGAGAUGGUGCUCCUUAUGGUAUCACUGACUUCCCUCUAAAGUCUGUUACAACUCAUGCUGAUUUGCUGAAUAUCCAAGUCCCGGCGAGGAACAGAUUGGCCUUCCCUGUGAUCACCCCAUCAGACUCAAGGAGGUUGUGCAGAAUUAGCUCCACGGAAGCAGUAUUGCUGAGUUCUACUUAAGAAUAUGGCAGAAUACUAUAAUUCUAGAGGAAUAAAUGGAGAACAUCCCUCAGUCAAUAUACCAGUGCCUUCAUCUCCAAAAAGGACCCAUCGGGUCUCAUCCCGUCUCAUCUGCUGUCUCAUAACCCUUUGUGUCAGUCUUCUCAUCAUAUGUGUCAUAUUUAUUACACUUAGGGUAAUAGGAUCCCUGGAUGCGUCCAAUCCAGAUCAAACUAAUAUUCACACGGACCCAUCCACAGGAGGCUUGCAGGGAAUUUUCAGGAUGUUGGACAGACUGGUGUACUUGACCCAAAAACUGCACAUCAAUAGCACUGGAUUGAUGGAAAAGCAGACGGAAGUUGAUGGGAACAGCACAUUGGAGAGUGGCUUACGGAAAGUUCUGGGUACAUUGGACAAACUGGUGAAGCUAAUGAAGAAAAUUCAUGCCAAUGAUGGCAAGAAAAUUGCAUGUGAUCCAAACUGGGUUUAUUUUGACCUCAGUUGUUACUACGUCUCCAGUGAAGCACUCGAUUGGGAGGAAUCCCAGAAACAGUGUCAGGCAAUGAGUUCCCACUUGGUGGUGAUCAACAGUAAAGCAGAGCAGAAUUAUGUGUUUGGUAUAACAAAGGAGAAGGUCACCUGGCUGGGUCUGACUGAUUCCGAUGGGACCUGGAAAUGGGUGGAUGGAACGCCCUAUGAGUCUGCCCCAACGUUCUGGGAUGAGUUGCAGCCGGAUAAUAACACAGUUAAGGGACAGCCGGGUACAGAGGACUGUGCCAACAUGCGCCCCAGUGGAUUGUGGAAUGAUGAUCACUGCCAGCACCAGUACCAGUACAUAUGUGAGAGAUCGAUAUGAUGGGCACAAUAUUGUCCAAGUACAAUUUCCUCCUUUCAAUAAUGACUGAUAAACUCUCCCCAAAUUCUGGCCCCAGUGCAAUCCUAUAAUCCCACUGCUCCAGGGAACCUUUGUGCAAUGAAUUGACUCCAGUUGGGAUUUACUUGCAGAAUCUGUUUUGGGGGGGGGGGAAGUACAUGUGUAUAUGGGCUAAAUAAAUACAUUUUUGCACUAUUCCAAAGUGUCAGUGUACUACUUGGAUUUUGCUAUGAUCAUUGUCAAACUAAACAGUUCUAUGUGGUUCUUCUGUUUUUGCUUAUUGUCUUUAUCGGCCCUCCUGCUUCCUCACGCUAACAAGACUUCUUCAGCCUGCAGCAGGUAAUUCACCUGAUGGCUACAGAACUGGUGGAUGUGCCGGAGGGCCUGAGGAAUGAGGCCUAUGUAAGAAGAAGUCAGAACCAUAUAGUAGGCCUGACACCAUAGUGAAGUCAGGAGAAAGGCACCCUGCAAAUGAGGUUCAGAUUGUGGUGAGUAACUGAGUAUCAGC